Messenger RNA from Pestalotiopsis fici W106-1, 1587 nucleotides. RefSeq lists its product as uncharacterized. The transcript has 9 exons. Lineage: Eukaryota; Fungi; Ascomycota; Sordariomycetes; Amphisphaeriales; Sporocadaceae. The record is from RefSeq and is a predicted model, not a curated record. The coding region runs from base 1 to 1587 and encodes 528 amino acids.
AUGUCUUUGCUUUGUAACAAGUUGAUGCAUUGGUGUCUUGCCUUGGCAGCUGCAACAUGUGUGCGCGCCUUGGAACUUGAGCUCUCACUGGAAAUGCCCGAUACUGCUUUGCCUCUGCCGGCCAGUAUGUGCGGUCUCUCCAUCGAGGCUGACAGAUUCGUCGACUGGGCGGGCGAGCCAGGCAAAGCCAAUCAAUUCACAUGGAACUUGAUGAACAAUACCAAGGAAAAGACAGGCAUUGCACCACCAAUCAGAAUUGGUGGCGGCUCCCAGGACUUUAUCAUCAACGUGGCCGAUCUCGACAAUGAGGAACCUGGUUUCUAUAAUAUCUUUGCUCCCGUUCCCGAGCUUGAUGACCUCGAGAGUACCAAACAGCUGUUUCCCCAGGCUUACUUUACUGGCGCCGGGUACAAGUACUGGCGAGCUGCCUGUAAUUUCCCUCCCACCACGAGCUUUACCUUUGGAGUCAAUUUCCUGGCCGGCAACACGAGCGAAGCUAUUGCUCAGAUAAAAAACAUUGAAAAGGCUUUUGCUGAAUCUGAUUGCAGCGAUGUAGAGCUAUAUGCUAUCGAGCUUGGAAACGAAGCGGACCAGUGGGAUGAUGGUGUUAAGCGGGACGAGGAUUGGGACAUUUAUGCCUAUUCGGCCCAACAGAUAUCAUACUAUGAAGCGAUCAAUGACACUCUUGGCGACAAUGGACGCAAGUACAGAUUCGGAGACUCGGCAUCGCGCUGGUCCGUCAAGAACAUGCUAAACACGGAUGCUUUGCAAGGAGAGUUUGCCAGCUCAAUUAAUUCCCUCUCGGUCCAUCAUUACCACUCUACCGGGCAGCUAGAUAGUCGAUCGGUAUGGCCAGGAAAGGCGUCUGGCCUAGUCAACAAGACCAGUAUUCGGACAGAGCUCGAUUCCUACGAUGACUCGGUCAAACUCGCGGCGGAUGCAAACUACAGCUUUGUCCUUGGAGAAACCGGAUCAUUUGCGAGUCAUGGACAGCAGGGGGUAAGCAACUCUGCUGCUGCGGCCCUUUGGCUUGUGGAUUACAGCCUACACGCGGCGGUUGUCGGUAUAUCGGGCUUGUUCUUCCAUCAGGGCGUCGGCUACAAUUACAGUGCAUUCGAACCUGUCGAUCAUAUUGGUAUCAACCUUACCGAUUAUGCCCCAGACGCAACACACUAUACUAUGCCGGAAUAUUACGGAUAUGUUGUGGUGGGGGAAGCCAUUGGCUCCAAAGAAGCGUAUAUCAACGAGAUUGAGGUGGACAGCAGUGUGCCAUUGACCGCCUUUGAGAUUUAUGAAGACAACAAUCUCAAGCGCAUCGUGCUCAUCAAUUCCCAGCCUUGGACAGAACUAUCCACUGGAGAGCGUCAGAACUUGACCAUACAGCUGCCGCAACUUGAAUAUUAUGACGGAGCGCGUUACAAGCUUCUCGAGUUUGAGUCUCUGAGUGCAACAUCUGGUCUUACUUGGGGCGGGCAGAGUUAUGAGACAUUGUCGGGCAAGGCAAGUGGUGAAAAAGUGUUCCACGAGCUUGAUUCUAGCGGAGCCAUUUCUUUGCCAUCCAGCUCGGUGGCAUUAAUUCAUCUAUAA